This is a messenger RNA of Bufo bufo (common toad), 2314 nucleotides long. RefSeq names its product protein disulfide isomerase family A member 5 (gene PDIA5). The transcript has 16 exons. Gene Ontology annotation, molecular function: protein disulfide isomerase activity. The record is from RefSeq and is a predicted model, not a curated record. Bases 44 to 1618 code for a protein of 524 amino acids. Gene Ontology annotation, cellular component: endoplasmic reticulum. Lineage: Eukaryota; Metazoa; Chordata; Amphibia; Anura; Bufonidae. Gene Ontology annotation, biological process: protein folding.
UCCUGCCGUGUGCGCCUGCGCGGCCAGACGUGGCAGCCGUGUGAUGUCUCCUGCCGGGCUCUGCUGGGAAAAGAAGAGAAUGCUGCUGCUCCACGUCCUGAUCGUCUUCCCAUCCAUCCUCCUGGCGCUAAAAAUCUCUCCGCUCAUCGAAAAAGUCAGCGACCACAAGGACUUUAAGAAGCUGCUGCGCACUCGCAAUAACGUGCUGGUUCUGUACUCCAAAACAGCCAAGGCUGCUGAGCGUCAGCUAAAGCUGCUGUCGGAUGCGGCGCAGGAUGUGCGGGGCAUAGCUACCAUAUCAUGGAUUGACUGCGGUGACUCCGAGAGCAGGAAACUGUGUAAGAAGAUGAAAGUGGACCCUGGCGCGAAGACUGGAGGCGCCGAGCUGCUGCACUACAAGGAUGGGACGUUCCACACCGAGUACAACAGACCGCUCACACACAAGUCCAUGGUGGCUUUUCUGAAAGACCCAGAGGGGGCGCCGCUGUGGGAGGAGAACCCUGACGCCAAAGACGUUGUCCAUAUUGACAGUGAGAAGGAUUUCCGGAAGCUUCUGAAGAAGGAAGAUCGCCCCCUGCUGGUGAUGUUUUACGCCCCAUGGUGCGGUGUGUGUAAGAGGUUGAUGCCAGCGUACCAACAGGCGGCCACCGAGCUAAAGGGCACCUAUGUUUUAGCGGGAAUGAACGUCUUCCCUCCGGAGUUUGAAAGACUGAAGGAAGAGUACAGCGUAAAGGGCUACCCCACCGUUCUGUAUUUUGAGAAAGGAAAGUACAAGUUCAACUUUGAGAAGUACGGAGCAACUGCCAAAGACAUUGCAGACUGGCUGAAAAACCCUCAGGCUCCGGCACCUGAACAGCCCGAAGUGCCGUGGUCGGAGCAGGAAGGCGCCGUCCAUCACCUGACUGACGCCGGCUUUGAUGAGUUCAUCCAGGAUCACCCGUCGGCGCUCGUCAUGUUCUACGCCCCAUGGUGCGGACAUUGCAAGAAGAUGAAACCGGAUUAUGAAAAGGCGGCCGAAGUUCUGCAAAAAGAAAGUGGCCCCGGGGUCUUGGCGGCCGUGGACGCCACCGUCCACAGAUCUCUGGCAGAGAGGUUCCACGUCUCUGGGUUCCCGACCUUGAAGUAUUUUGAGGAUGGUGAGGAGAAGUACACGGUGCCACACCUGCGCACAGAGGAGAAGAUCGUGGAGUUCAUGCGCAGCCCCGAAGCCCCGCCUCCUCCAGAACCGGCAUGGGAGGACAAGCCAUCGAGCGUGCUCCACCUCCUGGGAGACGACUUCAGAGAGACCCUGAAGAAGAAGAAGCACGCGCUCGCCAUGUUCUACGCACCUUGGUGUCCUCACUGCAAAAACUCAAUUCCUGAUUUUAUGACCGCAGCGGAGGAAUUCAAAGAAGACCGGAAGAUCGCUUACGCUGCUGUUGACUGCACCAAAGAGAAGAACCAGGCUCUGUGUAAGCAGGAGGGAGUGGAGGGCUUCCCGACCUACGUCUACUACAACUACGGCAAAUUCACGGAGAAAUACAACGGGGAGCGCUCGGAGUCUGCGUUUGUUUCCUUCAUACGGUCGCUCAGAGAGAAGGACCACGGCAAACUCGGGAAGAAGAAGGAAGAACUGUAAAGCUAAUCCCUCCAGUGCACUGCAGCUCCCAACCUCCAGGGCCCAGGAGAACCCGUCCUAGUGCACUGUAUGAAGAUCCUGAUGUCCAGUGCACCCCUGAUGUCCAGUGCACUGUAUGAAGAUCCUGCACCCCUAAUGUCCAGUGCACUGUGUGAAGAUCCUGAUGUCCAGUGCGCCCCUGAUGUCCAGUGCACUGUGAAGAUCCUGCACCCCUGAUAUCCAGUGCACUGUAUGAAGACCCUGCACCCCUGAUGUUCAGUGCACUGUAUGAAGACCCUGUACCCCUGAUGUUCAGUGCACUGUAUGAAGAUCCUGCACCCCUAAUGUUCAGUGCACUGUAUGAAGAUCCUGCACCCCUGAUGUCCAGUGCACUGUAUGAAGACCCUGUACCCCUGAUGUUCAGUGCACUGUAUGAAGAUCCUGCACCCCUAAUGUUCCGUGCACUGUAUGAAGAUCCUGCACCCCUGAUGUCCAGUGCACUGUAUGAAGAUCCUGCACCCCUAAUAUCCAGUGCAGUAACAUGUGCAAUGUGUGAAGACCCUGCUGCACCCCUAAUAUCUAGUGUAUUAUAAGAAGGCAUUGCACCCUCAAUAGUCCAGUGCACUGUAGCAGGGCCCUGCACCUCCGCUGUAAAAAGGCCAUCCCACAUGGAUUCUCCAAGGCCCUGUAUAAUGACCCCCUGAUCUUCAGUGCAUC